AUGUUGUCCAGAAAAGGACUUAUUCCCGAGGAUUACUUGCUGACACGUUUGGCCGAGGAUGUCCAGCAGCCCAAGUUUAAGGCGAAACCGAGGAAGGCUCGGUUUGUCGCCAAGAGCGGGACCUGCAAUGUGGCCCACACCAAUAUCCGCGAACAAGGAAGGUUCCUGCAGGACGUCUUCACCACGCUGGUCGAUUUAAAAUGGCUUCACACGCUUAUCAUCUUCACCAUGUCCUUCCUAUGCAGCUGGCUUCUUUUUGGGAUGAUUUGGUGGCUCGUUGCCUUUGCGCACGGGGACCUGGAUCAGAGCGGGGACGACUUCGUACCGUGCGUAACGGACAUCCACUCUUUCUCCUCCGCCUUCCUUUUCUCCAUAGAGGUCCAGGUGACCAUCGGAUUCGGGGGUCGUAUGAUCACGGAGGAGUGCAUCUCGGCCAUUGUAAUUCUUAUCGUACAGAACAUAGUGGGACUAGUUAUCAACGCCAUCAUGCUUGGCUGCAUCUUCAUGAAAACUGCGCAGGCCAAUCGGCGCGCCGAGACAUUAAUUUUCAGCAAGCACGCAGUCAUCUCCCUCCGAAACAACAAGCUCUGCUUCAUGAUGCGCAUCGGCGACUUGAGAAAAAGCAUGAUCAUCAGCGCCACGGUGCGGAUGCAGGUGGUCAGGCGGACAGCCACUCAGGAGGGGGAGGUCACUCCUCUGGAUCAGAUAGACAUCCAACUGGACAACCCCGUGGGAACCAAUGGUAUAUUCCUGGUGUCCCCUCUAGUCAUAUGCCACGUCAUAAACAAAGAAAGCCCGAUGUACGAGAUGUCGGCUUUGGACCUGCAGCAUGAUGACAUCGAGGUGGUAGUGGUGCUGGAGGGAGUUGUGGAGACUACGGGAAUCACUACUCAGGCCCGCACCUCCUACGUUUCAGAAGAGAUCCUUUGGGGACAGCGCUUUGUGCCGACCGUCUCCGAGGAGGACGGCAUGUAUGCGGUGGACUACUCCAAAUUCGGUAACACGGUCAAAGUGCCGACGCCGUAUUGUAGUGCAAAGAAACUGGAGGAGGCAGGCGGUGUUGUUCACUUUAAAUUGAGCGAGGGCGCCACCCAGCGUACCUACGUGAGAAGGCGCAAUGCGUCUAUGCGCAUCAAGGCCCAAGUAUUGGCGGCUGGUACAUAACCCCGCCGCCACCACCACCAUGGAUGGAUUCCUGAACAGGGGCGCCGGGUACAUACAUACCCCCAAAUCAGAUCCUAAGCGGUGUCAGUAACAGUUUACCGUCACUGUUUUGUUUUUGACGCUAAACCACUCAUGAACCUGGCCUCUAAUUCAACUCGGUCGCAAAGGGACGUUUGGCUGUACCAUCUGCGUCGAUUUGGGGGGAGUGGGGGGUGUUAUAUA
Molecule: messenger RNA, 1386 nt
Organism: Lampris incognitus (smalleye Pacific opah)
Lineage: Eukaryota; Metazoa; Chordata; Actinopteri; Lampriformes; Lampridae
Gene: kcnj11
Product: potassium inwardly rectifying channel subfamily J member 11
Exons: 1
Coding region: 1-1164 (387 amino acids)
Biological process (GO): regulation of monoatomic ion transmembrane transport; potassium ion import across plasma membrane
Cellular component (GO): plasma membrane
Molecular function (GO): ATP-activated inward rectifier potassium channel activity
Source: RefSeq, a predicted model, not a curated record